Messenger RNA from Macrobrachium nipponense, 1350 nucleotides. RefSeq names its product formin-2-like. Bases 1 to 1350 code for a protein of 449 amino acids. The transcript is spliced from 6 exons. NCBI's taxonomy places the organism in Eukaryota, Metazoa, Arthropoda, Malacostraca, Decapoda, Palaemonidae. The record is from RefSeq and is a predicted model, not a curated record.
AUGCUCACGGAAACAUUAGGCCGAAAUUCACGACAGAACAUGAUACUUUUGACAUACGUCGCAGGAGUCUUAACAUGGGCGGUGCCCAGCCCGCCUCCCAACCUUCCUACUCCUAGGGUCCCGGGGCCAGACCAGCCCCCAACUGUCCCACCCCUGGGCGGGGCACAGUCCCCUUCCCAAAAGUCCUACCCCCCGGCGGGGCCUGGUCCUCCUCCCGACCGAUCCACCCCUAGGCGGGGCCUAGCCCGCCUCCAAACCGACCAACUCUUAGGGCCUGGCCUGCCUCCCAACUGCCGGGUCCCUCCCAACUGUCCUACCCCUAAGGGCCUCGGCCUCCCAACUGUCCUACCCCUAAGGUCCCGAGGCCCAGCCCCCAACAGUCCUACCCAUGGGCAGGGCCCCGCCCACCUCACAACAGUCCUACCCCUCGGCGAGGCCCAGCCUGCCUCCCGACUCUCCCACCCCUUGGCGGGCCCCGGCCUGCCUCCCAACCGACCCACCCCUCGGCGUGGGCAGGCCCGCCUCCCGACCAACCCACUCAUCGGUGGGGCCCAGCCUGACUCUCGCACCCCUUCACGGGGCCUGGCCUGUCUUCCGACACUCCCAACACUCGGUGGUGGCCCGGCCCGCCUCCGAACAGUCCCGCCCGCCUCCCUACCUUCCCAGCCCUUGGUGGGGCCCAGCCUGCCUCCCGACCCUCCCACCCCUCGGCGGGGCCUGGCCUGCCUCCCGGCCGACCCACCCCUUGGCAGGUUCCAGCCCGCCUCCCGACUCUCCCACCACUCGGCAGGGCCCGGCCUGCCUCUUGUCCCUCCUACCCCUCGGCUGUGCCUGGCCCGCCUCUUGACCCUCCCACCCCUCGGCGGGGUCCAGCCCACCUCCCAAGCCUCCCACACCUCGGCGCGGGCCCAGCCCCCGCCUCCCGACCCUCCCACCCCUCAGGCCCAGCCCGCCUCCCUCCCGACCCCCCAACCAAUUGGCCGGGGGCCCAGCCCGCCUCACGACCCAACCAUCGGCGGGGCCCAGCCCGCCUUCGACCCUUCCGUGCCUCCCCACCCCUUCGCGGGGACUGGCCCGCCUCCUGCCUCCCAGCAGGGCCCGGUCCGCCUUCCGACCCUCCCGACCCCUCAGGCGGGGCCCGGCCAGCCUCCCAACCCUCCCACCCCCGGGUGGGGCCCGGAACUGGAUGGUGUCUCACAAGGCCACCAUUCAAAUCUGUCCUAUCCUAUCAGAACCAUUUUGGAAGAAUGUUACCAAGCCCUCAUGAAUAUGGGGAAUGAGGAGGGUCUCAAGGGACAGGAGCGAGAGGAUGAGACAGAGGUAUGGUUGGAGGAAGUAGAAGCACUCUGA